AUGCUUGUUCCCCACCACGUCCUGCGCAAAGAGCUUAUCUUCUUCUGGGCUGAAGAAAUCAUUGCCGCCUUGGAAGAAGAUUCUGUUUUAAUCACCACCUAUGACCCAGUUUUAGCCACUUGGGGGCGAUUCAUUAACGAACUCAUCCCGGGAGUGACUAUUAAGAACACUUGCAGCCGCCAGGCCUGUACGCGGCAGUGCAAGGACUGUUCUGCCUUGACCGAGCACUUUAAAGUCGGCAGUGCUAAAGACCUUUGUCUGAACAUCAAGUCAACUAAACUGCUCUAUGUUAAGUGCAAGGAGAUGCGCUAUGUGCCUGUUAAGCACUUAACAAUCAACAAGGAGAUUAUUAAAUGGUUUAUGUCCGAUGCAGCUGUUAAUAUUGUGGAUGCAAAUGAAGAUAAGAUAAUUCUUCAUCCGACUCUUUAUGAGUUUAUUAAGUGCGUAGAUAAGCUUUACCAUAAUCCUAUCUUGAUUUGGCAAAUGGUUAAGUACUUGGAGUUUGAGAAGGCUAAUCGGGUGCCGGGGCAGUAUGCUAUGGAAGCGGUCCUGCAUGGGUUACGAGUGAGUUUCCUUUCAGAUCCCAUUAUGAUAGAGAGUUCCAGAUUGAAUCUCUAUCGGCAAAACAAUAAAGUAUAG
Molecule: messenger RNA, 639 nt
Organism: Nematocida homosporus
Lineage: Eukaryota; Fungi; Microsporidia
Exons: 1
Coding region: 1-639 (212 amino acids)
Source: RefSeq, a predicted model, not a curated record